Molecule: messenger RNA, 256 nt
Organism: Scutellospora calospora
Lineage: Eukaryota; Fungi; Glomeromycota; Glomeromycetes; Diversisporales; Gigasporaceae
Source: the annotation of a GenBank genome assembly
GACUGGGCGUUUACUUCCUUUUAACUUACUUCCUCGAUUUAGUAGCGGAUUAUCUUACGUAGAAGAGGAAGAACAUAAAGGAGAAAUUAAACAAGAUAAAGGAGCAAAUUAUCAACAUCAUAAGAUUGCACCACCGAUUAAACGAUUUUUAGAUUGUCCAUACGAUGAAUUUCAUUCAAAGGAUGUACAAGAACUCCUAUCUGACUAUAAACGAUUGUCAGCUGAGAUUCAAGAACUUGGUCUUUUUUCAUCUUGA